AUGAACGUCCUUAAGCACGCCGCCGUCCCAGGACGGUACGCCUUGGCCCGCGCCGCCGCAAACACCUCCAGAUCGCAAGUCUGCACCACACGAACGCUGCACACGACCAUCGCCAGGAUGUCCGCCUCCACACGAACCGAAACAGACGCCUUUGGCGCCCUCCAGGUCCCCGCCGACAGGUAUUGGGGCGCCCAGACCGAGAGGUCUCUGGAGAACUUCAAGAUCAACCAGCCCCAGGACCGCAUGCCGCCGCCCAUCAUCAAAGCCUUUGGCAUCCUCAAGGGCGCCGCCGCCACGGUCAACAUGCGCUACGGCCUCGACGAGACGAUCGGCAAGGCCAUCCAGCAGGCCGCCGCCGAGGUCGCCGAGGGCAAGCUGCUCGACCACUUCCCCCUCGUCGUCUGGCAGACGGGCUCCGGCACCCAGUCCAACAUGAACGCCAACGAGGUCAUCUCGAACCGCGCCAUCGAGAUCCUCGGCGGCGAGAUGGGUUCCAAGACGCCCGUCCACCCCAACGACCACGUCAACCGCAGCGCCUCGUCCAACGACACCUUCCCCACCGUCAUGCACAUUGCCGCCGUGCUCGAGAUGGAGUCGGAGCUCAUCCCCGCCAUCCGGAGCCUGCGCGACGCCCUGCAGGUCAAGGUCGACGACUUUGAGGCCAAGAAGAUCAUCAAGAUCGGCCGCACCCACCUCCAGGACGCCACGCCCCUGACCCUCGCCCAGGAGUUCUCCGGCUACGUCGCCCAGCUCGACGCCGGCAUCGCCCGCGUCCAGUCCUCGCUGCCCGACCUGCGCCUGCUCGCCCAGGGCGGCACCGCCGUCGGCACCGGCAUCAACACCUUCCAGGGCUUCGCCGAGGGCAUCGCCGAGGAGGUCUCCAGGAUGACGGGCACCGAGUUCAAGACGGCGCCCAACAAGUUCGAGGCCCUCGCCGCCCACGACGCCAUCGUCCAGGCCCACGGCUCCCUCAACACCCUCGCCGGCUCCCUCAGCAAGAUCGCCCAGGACAUCCGCUACCUCGGCAGCGGGCCCCGCUGCGGCCUCGGCGAGCUCAACCUGCCCGAGAACGAGCCCGGCAGCAGCAUCAUGCCCGGCAAGGUCAACCCCACCCAGUGCGAGGCCCUCACCAUGGUCUGCGCCCAGGUCAUGGGCAACCACGUCGCCACCACCAUUGGCGGCAUGAACGGCCAGUUCGAGCUCAACGUCUACAAGCCCCUCGUCAUCCGCAACCUGCUGCACAGCGUCCGCAUCCUCAGCGACGGCAUGCGCUCGUUUGAGAAGAACCUCGUCGUCGGCCUCGCCGCCAACGAGCAGAAGAUUGCCAGCAUCAUGCAGGAGUCCCUCAUGCUCGUCACCUGCCUGAACCCCAAGAUCGGAUACGACAUGGCCAGCAAGGUCGCCAAGAACGCCCACAAGAAGGGCCUCACCCUCAAGGAGAGCGCCAUGGAGCUCAACGCCCUGACCGAGGAGGAGUUUGACACGCUGGUGAAGCCCGAGCUCAUGGUCGGCCCCGCCGAGUACAAGCCGUGA
Messenger RNA from Verticillium nonalfalfae, 1533 nucleotides. RefSeq names its product fumarase fum1 (gene FUM1). Gene Ontology annotation, biological process: tricarboxylic acid cycle; fumarate metabolic process; malate metabolic process. The record is from RefSeq and is a predicted model, not a curated record. Gene Ontology annotation, cellular component: mitochondrion; tricarboxylic acid cycle heteromeric enzyme complex. Gene Ontology annotation, molecular function: fumarate hydratase activity. The coding region runs from base 1 to 1533 and encodes 510 amino acids. The transcript is spliced from 2 exons. NCBI's taxonomy places the organism in Eukaryota, Fungi, Ascomycota, Sordariomycetes, Glomerellales, Plectosphaerellaceae.